Molecule: messenger RNA, 1233 nt
Organism: Eucalyptus grandis
Lineage: Eukaryota; Viridiplantae; Streptophyta; Magnoliopsida; Myrtales; Myrtaceae
Product: glutamate receptor 2.7-like
Exons: 3
Coding region: 1-1233 (410 amino acids)
Source: RefSeq, a predicted model, not a curated record
AUGGCGUCGGCGUGCUUCAACGAGGGCUCGAGCGACUUUCGCAGGGGCGUCGACAAUGAGUUCAUCAACCUGCCCCAUGAUAUUUCGAAGAAUACUCGCCAGAGACGCAAGACGACUUUGAAAAAACACGAUUAUCGUCACCGUUAUGAAGAACGCUCGUUGGAGAUAUUAGGCUCCAAUCUUGGUGGAACCAUGCAGCUGACGAUGGAGUUGGAGAGGUUGGCGCGCAUCUUCUUUUUGUUGGCGUUGUUAUCUGCCUUCAACUCCAUCGAUUGGUCGAUGGCUAAAAACAUCCGUCACCCUGAUCAUCAUAUGCAUGUCGGAGUGAUUCUUGAUAUGGAGUCGCCAGUUGGGGAGAUGGCCCAAAAAUGCAUGACCAUGGCCAUCUCUGACUUGAAUGCUACGCCCUCGCAAAAUAACCAUCCCCUGAAGUUGAUUCUGCAUCCUAGGAAUUCCAUGGGACAGCCUCUUAAAGCUCUAUCUUCAGCUGUGGAGCUUUUGGAGAAUGAACAAGUUGAGGCACUUAUAGGCCCGCAAACAUCUGAAGAAGCCGAGCUUCUGGGAGAACUGGGAGAUAGAGUGCCUAUCAUCUCCUUUUCUGCCAGUUGCCCAUCCUUGUCCAGAGAGAAAAAUCCAAACUUCAUCCGAAUGACUACUAAUGAUAACUCCCAGGUUGGAGCCAUUGCUGCUCUAGUUCAAAAAUUCGGGUGGAGAGAAUUGGUCAUAAUACAUGAGGACAGUUCCUAUGGAAAUGGAAUCAUACCCGAUCUUCUUCUCGCAUUACAUGAAGGCAAUGCUCGUGUAGCGCAUCGAACCGUCAUUCCACCACAAGCCAGGGACAUAUAUGUAGAAGCCCAACUUUAUAGACUGAUGGCUCUGUCUGCCAAUAUAUUCAUCAUCCACAUGUCUCCUUCCCUCGCAUCUCGGUUUUUUAUUAAGGUUAAUGAGUUGGGAAUGAUGAGUACAGGCUAUGGUUGGAUUGUGACUGAUGGGAUAGCAAACGAGCUGUCUGUGAUGGAUCAGUCGGCUUUAGACUCGAUGCAAGGAGUCAUUGGAAUUAGACCUUAUAUUCCACCCUCAAAGCGGCUUCAUAACUUCUCGCUGAAGUGGAGGAACAGCUUUUUCACAAACCAGCAUCAUCAAAUUCCUGAAGUAAAUGUGUAUUGCUUAUGGGCUUAUGAUUCUGUCUGGGCUUUAGCCACAGCAGCACAUCAUUUAGGUGUUAGUAUAUAA